Molecule: messenger RNA, 1642 nt
Organism: Acipenser ruthenus (sterlet)
Lineage: Eukaryota; Metazoa; Chordata; Actinopteri; Acipenseriformes; Acipenseridae
Product: actin-3-like
Exons: 1
Coding region: 186-1502 (438 amino acids)
Source: RefSeq, a predicted model, not a curated record
CUGGAACAUCACCAUGAUGUAUACAUACAUCACAAUCGACUGUCGACAUCUGUCAUUAUGACAUGCAACACAAUGCAAUAAUAUUGAAUAUAAAUAAGUUUAGUUUCAGAUACACACAAAAGUAAAUUAUCUUGCAUCUGGAAACAGUUUUAAAAAUGUCAGUUACACCACCCACAAGCCCCUAAAUGCAGGGCCCAAUAGUGCCGACCAAGGGACCUGCAAAAGUGGCCAAGCUGGUGAAAAAUGAUCCGAAAUCGGCAUAUCCUCCAAAAAGCCUCGGUCCCGACGCCACUGCCAGCAAACCAGGAACAGCUGGAGGAGCUAAACCGGGGCCAAUUGAAGAAGCGAAGCCAGCUGGAGGAUUAGCAGCCAAGGUGGACCCUCCCACGAUCGUUAAACAUACAAAGGCAGUGAUCCUAGAUUUGGGUACAGGAUACUUGAAAGCUGGUUUUGGGGGGCAGCCUAAACCUUCAUGCGUGAUCUCCUCUACAGUCGGCAAACCCCGCCAACAGUCUGCAAAGACCGGGGACAAUCGCCAAGAGGCCUUUGUCGGAAAAGAGCUUUUAGACAAGCCAGACCUGGACUUCGUUAAUCCUUUGAAACAUGGCAUAGUAACUGACUGGGACUCGGUGGAAUCCCUUUGGAACUAUGUCUUUAAAAAGGAGCUGAAGAUCCCCAGUGAAGAACACGCAGUCAUGGUGUCUGACCCUCCUCUGAGCCCCACCACCAAUAGGGAGAAGUUUGCAGAGAUCAUGUUCGAAAAUUUCAGCAUCCCGGCUAUGUACAUCGCUUAUCAGUCCAUCUUGUCCCUGUACUCUUACGGCAGAACCACCGGCAUAGUGGUAGAAAGUGGACAUGGCGUCUCUUAUGCUGUCCCAAUACACGACGGCUAUCAUCUGCCCAAUUGCACUGGCAGAGUGGAUUACGCUGGAGACGACCUAAACAAGUACCUGAUUAAGCUCUUAAAAGAAGGCAAACAGACAUUCACAGACAGCUCCCUCAACAUCGUGGACGACAUUAAAAGGAAAUGCUGCUAUAUCCCCCUUGAUAUAAAAUCCGAGAUGUCUUUGACGCCAAAUGACUACACUGUGGACUACGAGCUUCCUGAUGGGCACUUGAUUACUGUGGGUAAAGAGAGGUUCAGGUGCCCUGAGGCACUUUUCCGCCCAAACCUCCUGGGAUCGCAAGAACCAGGACUGCAUACUUUGACCAUGAACAGCAUCAAUAAAUGUGACAUUAACUUGAAGAAGGAUUUGCUGAAGAACAUCCUGGUUUGUGGAGGAUCCACGCUGUUUAAAGGCUUCCCAGAUCGCCUCCAGAACGAAUUGGUGAAAAUUGCCCCCAACAGCAAUCCAAUCGUUGUGGCAACACCGGAGCGUAAAUACUCAGUGUGGAUAGGUGGAUCAAUUAUGGCUUCUCUGAAAUCAUUCCAGCAGCUCUGGGUUCAGAAGAAGGACUAUGAUGAGAGGGGGCCCUUUGUCAUCUACCGUAAAUGUUACUAAGAAUUUGGACAAUAGCUAAACCCUCUACUAAUAAAAUCAAGUAAUAAAUAAAAAAAUACUGAAAACGUUUCCUUUUCUUUGGAUUGGUGUUUAGGUGCAUCAUUUAUUUGUAGCAUAUAGCUGUCUAAUUUAUUCCCAAA